AUGAAUAUCUUCAAUCCGAAGAUUCUCGACGCCAGCAUUCGCGACGUUGCUCUUUGCUUGUCUGACAACCAAAAGGCCGACUUGUUGCUCUACGCAUUGGGCAAUCUUCCUCAAGACACGGGCUCCCGUUCCGUAUUCGAGAAUGCAAUCCACUCAGUGCUGCAAGUGACUUCACUGUCUGCCCAUAACACUGCCCGUGCGCGCAUUUUACGAGCAAAAAGGCGGAUUUCAGCAGGAUAUCAAGUUGCUGCACAGGAAGACCUCCAAGCUGCAUUAGUAGCAGAGCCCGACAAUCCUGAGGCAAAAGCAUUGCUCCAUAACCGCUCUGUCUCCGUGGAAAAGCUUCUUUCCCCCGUACUCCCAAGCAGCAAGGGUCGCUUCUCAGACGAGAUAUGGCGAGAAAUUGCCUUGUGGCUUCCCAGAAAAGACCUUAAAACGCUUUUAUUUGUUCCUAACGCUCUUUCUCGAGUCGCGGGCCAACUGUUGUUCCGAAAACUCGACCUGCAUCUUUCCGUUCCUCCCGACGAGGAUACCAUCACAAACCCGGGCAUUAUUCCAAGCUAUGCAAGGCGGACAGCGGACAUCCUUUCACGCGUUAUAGUGGACCCUUCCUUCGGCGGUUUUGUGAGGACACUGCGAGUCUACUCGUAUGCAGUUGGGAAAGACGAUUCCAUGGCUUUCCAAAUAGGGAUGCUAGCCAAUGCCCUUCACAAGCUCGUCAAUCUUCGGAAUGUAUACAUCUCAGCGUUAUCAGAAAACACCAUGCCGCUGCUGCGUCUUUUUCAGCACUCAUCAGUCCGUCUUCGCGGCCUCGCCCUUAUAUGUCCAGAUGCGCCGGUUGAUUUGUCGGCAUUUGAAUACAAAACCCUUCACCAUCUAUCUUACUCGACACGCGAAGGCAAUCCAUCCACGACAACCGGUUUCAUUGCCCAAAAUAGAUCUCUCCGAACUGUCUCGUUGCAUAACAUGUCGUGGAUAUUCCCUUCAGACGCUCUGUCGCUCCGCAACCUUACCAGCAUCAGUUUCUCUGGACAUUUCCCUGCCAAUAGUCCUGCCUUUGCCGAUAUACUUAUGCAUGGUCGACAACUCGACUCUCUGAAUCUCACAUGCACACUCGAAUGUCUCCCCGCGGCACAAUUCAGGGCCAACCCAGACUCUCUUCCUUUCCUUCGACAUUUUGGACUCACUGUCUGUGGGGCGACUCGUCGUGGUGGCAGUACCGAUCUAUUCCCCGCCGUCGCUGCUUUCUUGCGUGAACGGACCGAGCUCAAAUCUCUUGUGCUUGUGGUCAGAGAAGAGGCCGACCAACGGACCUGUGGAUUCGAUGCCGCCGUCUGGGGCAUCCUCCCCUCACUAGGCCGCCUCCGCGCACUCACUAUAUCCUAUCCACGUGAUCUUGCAGCCAGUCUGGCUGCAUGGCUCGUUCCAAGGAGUGUCCGCUCAUUUACCUUGGAUUACGUCUCGGCCCCUCGUGAUCCAAUGCCAUUUUUGGACCAACUCCGAGCUGGUGUCCCAUCGACCUUGCGCUACGUUGGCCUUCCAGACUUUGCGUCCCGCACUCCUCGUGUUAUUGUUGAGCGUGGCUUUCCAAUGGUGCAAGUUGUGAGGCUAGGAACGUCCCAUUGGCAAGCUGUGCGGAGCAUGGAAGGAGGAAGCAUCACAGAUGUCAUUCCUUCACCAGCAAAGAGUGCUGGCGCCGUUCGAGAGUGGCUCGAAUGGCUUGGGUGCGAAGACGCUGUACGCGAGGUCGAGUUGGAUCAUUUUUUUUGA
Molecule: messenger RNA, 1770 nt
Organism: Mycena indigotica
Lineage: Eukaryota; Fungi; Basidiomycota; Agaricomycetes; Agaricales; Mycenaceae
Product: J domain-containing protein
Exons: 7
Coding region: 1-1770 (589 amino acids)
Source: RefSeq, a predicted model, not a curated record